GCGUUUCUCGUCAGAGCAGACUUUAUUGCGGCGACACGACCGCGGUUCGCACGCUCCGCCGGCAGCACAGCAGCCCCAGGCGCGCGCGCGCCCCCCUUCACCCCAGCUCCAGUUACCGUGCGCCGGGGUCGCGCGGAGAGUUCGCCGGCUCCUGAGGCGGAAGACGCUGGGCCGACGCCCCACUCCUGUCAGCGACUGCGGCCCCGAGCGGCGGUUUUGUCACUGGUGCACCGUGGACGGCGGGGUCCGCGCGACGCGGAGCGCCGUAAGGCGACGGCGGCGCGGAGCUGACGUCACGCGCCGGGGGCCAGCCAGCGCGCGUGAGGGCCACCACGCCCCCUAUCCCGGCGGCCCCAAUCGGGAGGAGCCUGGCUGAGUAGGCGGGGCCUCGGCAACUCGAGCGGUAGUGCGAUUGGUAGGGAGGGAGGAGCGAGAGCCGGAGCAGCGAGUGGGAUCGAGGCGGGGCGGGCCGAGACCCCUGCGGAAGUCUCGCGAGGCCGGGCCGGAGCAGAGUGUGGCGGCGGCGGCGAGAUCUGGGCUCGGGUUGAGGAGUUGGUAUUUGUGUGGAAGGAGGCGGAGGCGCAGGAGGAAGGGGGCAGCGUAACGCCGGCCCGGAGGGCGGGAGGAGGCGCGGCCAGGGCAGGCAGCUGAGGCAAGGCUAUCCAGGCGGGGAACAGGACCAGCGGCGGCCGAGCGAGCGCGGGGCGCACCGAUCUCGGGAGGCGGGGAAGCCCCGCGGCCGCCGCGCCCGCCCCUUCCCCCGCCGCCCGCCCCCUCUCCCCCCCCGCCCGCCCGCUGCCUUCCUCCCUCUGCCUUCCUUCCCCACGGCCGGCCGCCUCCUCGCCCGCCCUCCCGCAGCCCAGGAGCCGAGGCUGCCGCGGCCGUGGCGGCCGAGCCCUCAGCCAUGGCCUCGGGCGACACCCUCUACAUUGCCACGGACGGCUCGGAGAUGCCGGCCGAGAUCGUGGAACUGCAUGAGAUCGAGGUGGAGACCAUCCCGGUGGAGACUAUCGAGACCACGGUGGUGGGCGAGGAGGAGGACGACGACGAAGACGACGAGGACGGCGGCGGCGGCGACCACGGCGGCGGGGGCGGCCACGGGCACGCCGGCCACCACCAUCACCACCACCACCACCACCACCCGCCCAUGAUCGCGCUGCAGCCGCUGGUCACCGACGACCCGACCCAAGUGCACCACCACCAGGAGGUGAUUCUGGUGCAGACGCGCGAGGAGGUGGUAGGUGGCGACGACUCGGACGGGCUGCGCGCCGAGGACGGGUUCGAGGACCAGAUCCUCAUCCCGGUGCCCGCGCCGGCCGGCGGCGACGACGACUACAUCGAGCAGACGCUGGUCACCGUGGCGGCGGCCGGCAAGAGCGGUGGCGGGUCUUCCUCGGGCGGCGGCCGCGUUAAGAAGGGCGGCGGCAAGAAGAGUGGCAAGAAGAGUUACCUGGGCGGCGGGGCCGGCGCGGCGGGCGGUGGCGGCGCCGACCCGGGCAAUAAGAAGUGGGAGCAGAAGCAGGUGCAGAUCAAGACCCUGGAGGGCGAGUUCUCGGUCACCAUGUGGUCUUCAGAUGAAAAAAAAGAUAUUGACCAUGAAACAGUGGUUGAAGAGCAGAUCAUUGGAGAGAACUCACCUCCUGAUUAUUCUGAAUAUAUGACAGGCAAGAAACUCCCUCCUGGAGGGAUACCUGGCAUUGACCUCUCAGACCCUAAGCAACUGGCAGAAUUUGCCAGAAUGAAGCCAAGAAAAAUUAAAGAAGAUGAUGCUCCAAGAACAAUAGCUUGCCCUCAUAAAGGCUGCACAAAGAUGUUCAGGGAUAACUCUGCUAUGAGAAAGCAUCUGCACACCCACGGCCCCCGAGUCCACGUCUGUGCAGAGUGUGGUAAAGCGUUCGUUGAGAGCUCAAAGCUAAAACGACACCAGCUGGUUCAUACUGGAGAGAAGCCCUUUCAGUGCACAUUCGAAGGCUGCGGGAAGCGCUUUUCACUGGACUUCAAUUUGCGCACACAUGUGCGAAUCCAUACCGGAGACAGGCCCUAUGUGUGCCCCUUCGACGGUUGUAAUAAGAAGUUUGCUCAGUCAACUAACCUGAAAUCUCACAUCUUAACACAUGCUAAAGCCAAAAACAACCAGUGAGAAGAAGAGAGAAGACCUUCUCAGCCCUGGGAAGCCUCUUCAGGAGUGUGAUUGGGAAUAAAUAUGCCUCUCCUUUGUAUAUUAUUUCUAGGAAGAAUUUUAAAAAUGAAUCCUACACACUUAAGGGACAUGUUUUGAUAAAGUAGUAAAAAUUUAAAAAAUACUUUAAUAAGAUGACAUUGCUAAGAUGCUCUAUCUUGCUCUGUAAUCUCGUUUCAAAAACAAGGUGUUUUUGUAAAGUAUGGUCCCAACAGGAGGACAAUUCAUGAACUUCGCAUCAAAAGACAAUUCUUUAUACAACAGUGCUAAAAAUGGGACUUCUUUUCACAUUCUUAUAAAUAUGAAGCUCACCUGUUGCUUACAAUUUUUUUAAUUUUGUAUUUUCCAAGUGUGCAUAUUGUACACUUUUUGGGGAUAUGCUUAGUAAUGCUGUGUGAUUUUUCUGGAGGUUGAUAACUUUGCUUGCGGUAGAUUUUCUUUAAAAGAAUGGGCAGUUACAUGCAUACUUCAAAAGUAUUUUUCCUGUACAAAAAAAAAGUUAUAUAGGUUUUGUUUGCUAUCUUAAUUUUGGUUGUAUUCUUUGAUGUUAACACAUUUUGUAUAAUUGUAUCGUAUAGCUGUAUUGAAUCAUGUAGUAUCAAAUAUUAGAUGUGAUUUAAUAGUGUUAAUCAAUUUAAACCCAUUUUAGUCACUUUUUUUUCCCAAAAAAAUACUGCCAGAUGCUGAUGUUCAGUGUAAUUUCUUUGCCUGUUCAGUUACAGAAAGUGGUGCUCAGUUGUAGAAUGUAUUGUACCUUUUAACACCUGAUGUGUACAUCCAUGUAACAGAAAGGGCAACAAUAAAAUAGCAAUCCUAAAGAAAGAUUAUGGCAGAAAGAGAUCUGUAAGCACAGCCUUAUUUUCUUCUGUUGUCCAGAAUACUUAUUAAUUCUUGAGCCUCCCAGAAAUUGGAAGCUAAAUAAAGCAACUCGAGUUUCCUUUAUUUUGCACUCAGUGACAGUGACUGUGAUGAGGUCCAUGCACGGACACUUAGCAUUUCCUACAUGCCCUGAAUUCUGAGAGCAGGCAGGAGGCACCCCGAGCUAGGAAACUACCUCAGAGUACACAGACGGCCCAUGGCUGGCAGGAUUGUCCUUGAUACCCUGGUGUGUGAAGAGUGAUCUGUUUGCAUGGGCCUGAUGCUUUCUGAAGGGAAGGCACUGGCUGGUAGUGGGUGCCCCGAGGGAGGAUGGGCCUUCUUUCUCAUCACUCAGGCUGCCUUCAAUGGCAGUGGCUCCUUGUCUAGUCCAACAGGAAAUCUCAGUGCAGUCCUUAUUAGAUGCUAUCAAAUGUAGCAGUUGAGUGCCAGUAGCUGUUUGCUUGUAGACACACUAAGUGCAGAGCGGCAAGGCAAUUAGAUUAUUAUUAGAAAGUUGUACUCAGUGAGUACUUGACUUGUCAUGUGUGACCUCUUCAAUGUAUAAUUUUUGAAUCUUACCUAGGGUCAAAUACCAGACUUGUUAAAUAUUUUAUAAACUGCCGUGAUACAUCAAAAUCUCAUUAUUCAAAAUGCAAACCUGUCUGUCUUUCUGUGCUGAAUGCUUGACUACAAGGUAAAAUGACAAAUACCAGAUUCAGUCACAAAGAGGCCGGGAGACCAACCGGUCGAACACUUAGCCCAAUUUCUUAUGGCCUCACCAGGAGGAUUGGUGACCUGGAAACAGUGGCCCGUGGCUCUGGAAUUUUGAAGUGCCUUCUGAACCAUACAUGGAAAUCGUAAUUUGGGACACGUGUUUUAUUCGUCCAGAAUCUGAUCCAGUGAGGAGUUGACAGGACUGAGCUCAGCAGACCCAGCUGUGUGCUAGAGGGCAGGCUUUCCUGCGCCUGGCAGUCAGGAGGGGGCAAGCCUAAAGGGGCCCCUUCAGAGCCAAGUACCCAUGUACUCUCCACCAGGCCUGUGCAGAGGCUCCUGACGGCGCUUUUGUGAGCACCCAGGCCUUCUCCCUACCAUCAGGUUGAGCUUUCCCAAAUGCCCUGCAGUCGGAGGCCAGAGCCACGUUGCCCUCCCUCACCCAAUGUUGUGCUACCCUUGAGCCUGGCCCUGGCACCUCAAGACCCUUGCCCAAGGCUCCACAGCAGAGCAGACCUGUGCUGUGGAAAGGCCUGCCAGCCAGCCACCCUGAGAGUCAGGCCCAUGUGUAGAGCGAGGCCUCAUCCUCUGUGCCUUGAUUCCUUGGGAGAUGCCCUCGGCCAUCUCUUCUGUCCCUUUCUGUCUGAAUGAGCAGUCUUCAUCGUCUUCGCCCUUUCUGUGUUGGCAUUGUCUUCUCAGUGUGCAGUUAACUUCGGUUAGGAGUUCAUUUGGGGGUUCAAAGACAACGUGGUAUGCAGGUCCUCGCUUAGGACAGCAGCAUAGGGAACUGACAUGUCAGUGGUCAGAAGAAAGCUGCUUCUCAUUGGCUUUGGCUUAAACCCAUUUUGCUUGUUAGAAUUUAUAGUUUUGUUAUAGAUGUAAUUUACUAAAUUUGAAAUGGUGUUCUAACAGUGAGUCCAUUGUCUAGACACUUAACCUGAUUUGUAAGUAAUACUGAUAGACAUAUUUUCUUACAUCUGAGCAGAAAUAAAUGCAUGUUUUUAGCAAAUGUAAUGUAAAAGCUCCAGAGGAUAAGUUUACACCCAAUAAGAUAUUAUUUUCUAUUUUUAAAUUUGUUAUUCGCCCCUCUUUGGUAGUGGGGUUGGGGGCAUAUUAUCUGUGUACAGAGCUGUCACUUAUUUCCCACAGAGAUGCUGAGCUCUCGAUGUGCUGAUCCUGUGCAAUGUGUGUACUUUGCCCAGACUCCAGGCCUGAGGAGCUGAGGAAAACCAAGAUCUCCCCACCCCCAAUUUGGUUUCCACACACAGGUCCUUCCAAAUGCUGCUUGUUUUGUUUGGGUAUGUAAGGCCUCUUGAAGGGAUAGUGUGUGCAAUGCCUGUCCAUGUUUCUAGGCAGGCUUAGCUUGUGUCUUCACAUAGAUGAGAGCCUACUGUCUGUCAGGGAAGUGUGUGGUGCUCUGGGCUUACGGUGCUGGCCUACCUUAGCACCCACCCUACCUUUCCACUCUGCAGGACUCCCCUGUGGUAGAACCCUCAAAUCACUGACUAUAGUGUAUGUCUAUGACCCAGGCAGUCUUGGCCCAUAAUUUUAUCCACUUCCCACUAUAGACAGGGACUUGACUACUUCUCCCUUUCCCCUGUGUUCCAGAAUUGGCAUGAUUUAGUCAGUCUUCAGUGGUGGGUUUUUUUUUGUUUUUUGUUUUUUUUGUUUUUUUUUUUUCCCUCUUGACAUUUAGCCUACAGCAAGAGUGGGGACUUCAAGGUCAGAACAGGGAGAUGAGCACAGAGUUGCCAUCCAUGACUGACACUAAAAGGCAUUGUCCUAGCACCCCUAUUGUCUGCUGUGUUCCUUUUCUAGCACAGACUGUUUCUCUGGCCACAAGAGGCCCCUAGCUCACUCUGCAGCCCUUUGGUGUUAGUGUGACCUCUUCUAGAGCCCAGGUCCAGGACCCGGCAGAUACACUCUAGCUGAGGAUAGGAACUCAGAACUCCAAAGCAGAUGUGCUCGCAACACUUGAAACUCUGGUCAGAACAAAAAGCUAUUCCAUGCUUCAAAUCACAUCCCAGCAGCAUUGACCAAGUUGGUUAGGUCUCCAAAAUAUCGAGCUUUUCUCUUGUUAACUACUCUCAGGGUAAGCCCAGGUGCUUUGGUAGCCUCAAGAUGGCUUAAGUACAGGCUUGUCAGGUGAGUAAGUCAUUCUGGGAGGAAGAAGGUGGCUCUGUGGCUGAGAGGCUACCUGGCAUCUUUGGGCAUAAUCGGUCAGUAUGGUGCCAGGAAAAUCAUCCUCCAUCUGGGACAGUAUGUAGACUUCAUAGGAAGGGGUGGGUGGCAGAUGUGAACAAAUGUCACUCAGUCCCUUAUAAAAUGGUUAAGGCAUUGGAAUUGAGUGUUGGUCACAGGCAGAGUGAGUGCACCUUCCAGACUGGUACAAGGUGUGCCUAGCCAGCAUUCUGGACAUCACUGAGGGGAUUAGUUGGCAGCAUGUUGCUUGGCAUUUCAGAGUGGCAGAUUUGCUGAUACUCAUAAGAGACCACUCAGGCACCCUAAGAAAUGACAUUGAAGAUGGACAGCUGUGUUGGUUUUCUGCCUCCCUGCCUGGAGCCACAUGGUGUCUACAUACAAAAGGGAGGAAAGAAGGCAUCAGUACCAGAGUCACCUCUUUCUAAUGCCAGCAACUGUUAAACUCUGAUGUCUACAAAUAGCAAGAAAAGUUGUGUUUUCAUUUUCUGGGAACUCCCAUAGGCCCUGGCUCAAGGACUUCACAUUGUGUGUCAUGUACAUCUCUUAAGUGUUCUUUGCUGUUCUGGAAUUGUCCUUGGUUUUUUCCUUAGCUCAUAGAUCAUAGACACAGAAAUAUUAUAGUAUUUAAAGCAUCCGCAUCAAGCAUCAGAUGGCUUCGCAUCCAGAAAAACAUAACUCAGUUUGAAGCACCAAGCAUGUGUAACAUGGCUCUAUACAAUACAAUAAAAAACGCUGAUGUUAAGCUUC
Messenger RNA from Arvicanthis niloticus (Nile rat), 6697 nucleotides. The record is from RefSeq and is a predicted model, not a curated record. NCBI's taxonomy places the organism in Eukaryota, Metazoa, Chordata, Mammalia, Rodentia, Muridae.